CUCCACCACCACUGCAUCGCAUUCUCCAAACAAACCACCAUACCUUUCUCACUCACCUUCUCGACAACCAAUUCCUUUCUUGCAACACUGACACCCUCCCGAGUCAACAAACCUCAAAUCCCCACCCCCAACAAACCUCACCUCAAAUCCAGAACAGAACCCACCCCAAGAACCAAAAAUGACUCCACCCCGCACCAAAUCCACAUGCACCACCCGCGCCUCGCCGACUACUUCGAAGACUUCACGCGCCCGCACACGCACACCGCCUCCGCCGGCGCCGCAGCCUCCUCCAGCGCCCUCCUCCUCGCGUCGUCCUCCUCCACCACCAACCUCGCCUCAAGCACGUACUCCCUCGCCGCGGCGGCUGCUGCUGCUGCUGCCGCCGCCGCCAACAACGCCAAUGUCCCGCCCGGCACGAGCCCCUCGUAUCUCCCGGUGGAGGAGAUCUACGUGGCGCCGCAGUUCCAGCCGCCGAAUCCGGAGGACGAGGACGAUGUUGUGCCCGAUCAGCAUGCGGCGUUUGGAAUCAGUCGGGCUAUGAUUGGGGGGGCUCGGGGGGCUGGGGGGGUAGGCGGACUUGGUGGGGGAAAUGGGAAUGGGGCGGGGUGGAGGGAUUUGGGGCUCGAGGGGUUGGUUUCGGGGUCGGGGCAGUAUCCUGCGGGUUUGGGGGGUUCGGGGGGAGUUUCUGGGGGUGCUGGGGGAGUGAGGGUGAGAGUUAGGGAGGAGGGGAGGAGGAUGGGGGCACGGAGGAGGGUUGUUUGUCUGCGGUGA
Messenger RNA from Aspergillus japonicus CBS 114.51, 771 nucleotides. RefSeq names its product Apc13 domain protein. Gene Ontology annotation, biological process: positive regulation of mitotic metaphase/anaphase transition. The annotation marks the transcript as partial. Gene Ontology annotation, cellular component: anaphase-promoting complex. The record is from RefSeq and is a predicted model, not a curated record. The transcript has 2 exons. NCBI's taxonomy places the organism in Eukaryota, Fungi, Ascomycota, Eurotiomycetes, Eurotiales, Aspergillaceae.